This is a messenger RNA of Ornithodoros turicata, 1593 nucleotides long. RefSeq lists its product as uncharacterized. Gene Ontology annotation, biological process: DNA integration. Gene Ontology annotation, molecular function: nucleic acid binding. The record is from RefSeq and is a predicted model, not a curated record. Lineage: Eukaryota; Metazoa; Arthropoda; Arachnida; Ixodida; Argasidae. The coding region runs from base 1 to 1593 and encodes 530 amino acids. The transcript has a single exon.
AUGCUCACUUCUGCCCAAAUUCUCACACACUACGAUCCGCGCAAGGAUAUCUUCCUUGCCGUGGAUGCUUCUUCGAAGGGGCUUGGUGCAGUCAUCUACCAUCGUAUUAACGGCCAAGAUCGACCGAUUGCACAUGCAUCAAAGACAUUGACACCAGCUGAGACCAAAUACGCUCAGAUAGAGCGGGAAGCCCUUGCCAUUAUCUUUGGGGUCAAGAAGUUUCACCAAUAUUUGUGGGGGCGAAGGUUUACGCUUUUCACAGACCACAAGCCUUUAACGGUGAUUUUCGGGUCUAAGAAAGGCAUUCCCGUUACUACAGCAAGUCGUCUACAGCGGUGGGCAAUCAUCCUCAUGAGCUAUUCAUUUGAUAUACAAUUCAAGUCUACGAACAACAUCGCCAAUGCUGAUGGACUAUCCAGGCUUCCAGAGGGCCCCGAUUUGACGUUUGAUGAGCAAAUGCAGCGAGGAAUUUUCAACGUCGAGGACGAAGAGAUUAACGCGGUACACGACUUUCAUAUGUCUACUCUGCCAGUCACCGCUAAGCAUAUCGCAGACGCCACUCAGAAAGAUCACUGCUUGGCGCAAGUCUUGGAGUUUAUUGUCAAUGGCUGGCCAAAGAAUCCGGAGCCACAGUUUGCCAUGUAUUUUCAGAAGCCAACUGAACUGACAUCUCACAGAGGAUGUGUCCUUUGGGGACUGCGCACCGUGAUUCCGGAGAAGUAUCGAGCGGAUUUGCUGGACACUCUACAUGAUUGUCAUGUUGGACAGACCAAAAUGAAAAUGCUCGCCCGCUCAUACUUGUGGUGGCCAGGUCUUGACAAGGAUAUUGAAGCAAAGGUGCAACAUUGCGAUCAAUGUGCAUCCGUCGCGGCACAAGAAUCUCCGGUGCCACUUCAUCAGUGGGAGUCACCAGAGAAGCCCUGGUGUCGACCGCAUGCUGAUUUUGCAGAGCUGCAAGGGAAUCAUUAUUUUGUCUUAGUAGACGCUUUCAGCAAGUGGCCAGAAGUUGUGCGCAUGGUGUCUACCACAGCAAUCAAGACUAUUGACGUGUUGAAAGACAUCUUUCUUCACAACGGUCUUCCCGAGGUACUGGUGUCGGACAAUGGCCCUCCUUUCACCAGUCAACUUUUCGAACGUUUCUUGUCGGAACAAGGAAUUCAUCAUGUUCGGACACGUCCAUAUCAUCCCAAGUCGAACGGUCAAGCAGAGAACUUUGUCCGAACUUUAAAAGCUGCGGUGUCCCGUUCAAGUGUGGAGGACAGGGAGGUUUUGAGAAGUUUCAUUUUCAAAUACCGGGUAACCCCACAUGCAUCGACCGGCCGUCCACCAUGUGAGUUACUCAACAAUCGGCAUUAUCGGUCCGUGCUGGAUCUUGUACGGCCCGCUGGCCCGUCUUCAUCUCCUCCUGCAAGAGACGUCGCCGCUAAGGAACGUCAGAAGCGAUGUCACGACAAACGAGCACGAGACAGAUCUUUUGGGUCCAACACGUGUGUCUGGAUGCAUGACCCACACAAAAAGGGACACUGGAGUAGUGCGACUAUUGUGGGCCAGGAGGGGAAGGUUAUAUUCCGAGUGCGAGACGCUGAUGGUUAG